AGAAGGUGGUUCAGAAUACAGGUAUUGUUUAUCCCGCCCUGCUUCGUUUCACCUGUACCACAUGGCCUUCCCUCCCUCCUGUAUUUAGUCUGUGAGGUGCCCUCUCUCAGUGCAAGUUUGUCUUACUACCCUGGGUCAAUUGUUCCAGCAUUUUUUCUUGUGUCUAGUUUUCCUGGUGUAUUUGAUUUGUGCCUAGUUUUCGUGGACCUCACCUUUUGUCUUCUCUUGUCAGAUUUUGUUUGGCUGAUCUAGUGACUGGCUCCCUGUGUACCAAACCUUUUAUCAGGACUGUUUUUAGAGGAGAGAAAAGAACAGUGAAGCGAUCAGAAUGUCUGCUGAUCCGGACAAGUUUCUUGAAACACACACCAGCAUUUCACUCGAAACAUGACAAUAAGAGCAAAAGCCCAGGAAAUCUGACAAGGAGGACAGGGAGGGCUUGGACUUUGAUAUCUCAUCUGGGAUUGAGCCCAAAAUAACAAGGGAGAUGGCGUUAUGCAACAUGAGAAGAUGGAUUUACGUCGAUCAGAACUGUUUGAUUUCCAAGGAGUCUCAAUGACCCACUUUUUCACAGACAACUGGGAAAACAUUCAAAACUUUCAGGCCAGGCCAGAUGACAUACUUCUCGCAACAUACCCCAAAGCCGGAACCACAUGGGUCUCCUACAUCCUUGACUUGUUGUACUUUGGUCAAACAUCCCAGGAGCGUCAGACAUCCAUUCCAAUAUAUGACAGAGUCCCUUUCCUGGAGAUCAUGUUGCCCUCUAUGGAAUCAGGAGUUGACCUGGCGAACAACCUUCCCACCUCUCCACGACUCAUUAAAACUCAUUAUCCAGUCCAGUUUGUGCCAAAGUCCUUUUGGGAGCAAAACUGCAGGAUGAUCUACGUGGCCCGCAAUGCCAAAGACAACGUGGUCUCUUAUUUUCACUUUGAUAAGAUGACUCUGACCGAGCCAGAUCCUGGAGACUGGAGCAGCUACCUCCACAGAUUCAAAGAGGGAAAAAUGGUGUUUGGAUCCUGGUAUGACCAUGUGAACGGCUGGUGGAAGAAGAAACAGACUUACUCAAACCUCCAUUACAUGUUCUUCGAAGAUAUGGUUGAAGAUACUGGACGGGAAAUAGACAAACUCUGCCGCUUUCUUGGUUUGUCUCCUUCAGUGGACGAGAAGAAACAAAUUACAGGUGGAGUGCAGUUUGAUAACAUGAAAAAGAACGACAUGGUCAACUAUUCAGCCUUUCCUGUCAUGGAUUUCAAAAUAUCUCCUUUCAUGAGAAAAGGGAAGGUUGGUGACUGGAAGAACCAUUUCACUGUGGCCCAGAGUGAAGAGUUUGAUGAAGACUACAAGAAGAAGAUGAAGGAUCCUACACUUCAGUUUCGCACUGUAAUCUGAACAGGAGGGGACAGACUGUGUAUAUGUGGAGGCUUGUCCUGAGUGACCGGACGCGUGGCAUUUCUGUAAAAAUUAUCAAAUUAUUUUUGGCUCUAAUGACAGCAGGUGUGUGGAGUGGGUCCUCUUGUGCUUUUUGUCUGAAUUAAGGCUGUGAACUACACAUCAUGAAGCACAGUGUCAUUUCUGAUAGCGAACAUGUCUUCAUGUCGUGUAUUACCCAAAUAUAUGUUGGUUAAUGUGUAAUAAAAGAGCAGCUGUAUUACACAUUUUUACUGAUACUACUAAUUAAGAACAAGAGAUCAGUGGGAUCAAUGACAUGAAUGCAUUUUUCAUAUUUUCAUAUCCAUAUUUUAUAUUCACAAUAAAACAAUAAGAAAUCUGUCAUGUCCCGCCGUGUUUGAUGUGUCUGUUCA
Molecule: messenger RNA, 1799 nt
Organism: Chelmon rostratus (copperband butterflyfish)
Lineage: Eukaryota; Metazoa; Chordata; Actinopteri; Chaetodontiformes; Chaetodontidae
Product: cytosolic sulfotransferase 1-like
Exons: 9
Coding region: 493-1386 (297 amino acids)
Biological process (GO): sulfation
Cellular component (GO): cytoplasm
Molecular function (GO): sulfotransferase activity
Source: RefSeq, a predicted model, not a curated record